UUGCACAUAGGAAUUUAGCUCGAAAUCUAAAAAAACUCUGACAUCUUGCAACCGAUGCUCUGGUUCCCUUUGGCGGAAUCAGGGGGUCAUUCAUCAUAAUUCUUUUCUCGCCUUCUGAAAAAUUUCUCUCUUCCCCCAUUUAUUGUACAUGCACAUAUCUAAAUCUCUCUGUAUGUGUAUGUAUAUGUGUGUAUUCGUGGUGAAAAAAGCAAUCUUGGGGCAUUUGUAACACUGGUUCUUGAUUUGAGGGGGAAAACAUCGAUAAAGAUUGUUUUUUGUUAACUUUUAUUUUUCAAAAUUAUAAUUUUGUCUUUGUGUUUUGGGUGAUGGGAAUGGCGGAAAAGGAAGGGAAAAUGCAGGGGUGGUUGCAUUUGAUUCGUUACAAUCGUAUUGGGUUGCAGUAUUCUCGUAAAAGAUACUUCAUUCUUGAAGAUGACUGCCUAAACAGCUUCAAAUCAAUCCCCACUUCACACACAGAGGAGCCUGUGCGAAGGGCAAUAAUAGACUCCUGCAUUCGUGUUGUGGACAAUGGAAGAGGGAGCCAUCGUAGGAAAUUAUUUUUCAUCUUCACAAUAUAUAAUACUGCAAAUCAUAAUGAUCAGCUUAAGCUUGGGGCAACUAGCUCAGAAGAAGCAGCUAGGUGGAUCCAUGCUUUGCAGGAUGCUGCCGUUAAGACGGUAGAUUUGGUGUCUUGCUCCAAACGAAAAUAUCAGCCUUUCAGCUUGAGUGUUUCGAAAAGAAUGGCAAAAAGGUCUAUUGAUUGGACCUCAGCAUCUUCGGUUCAUAUGGAGGCAAUGACCUCUGAUGUAAUAGCACCUUCACCGUGGGAAAUAUUUGGCUGUCAAAAUGGAUUACGUCUCUUCAAAGAAGCUAAAGACAGAGACUCCAAUGUUCGGCGGUGGGACGAUCAUCCAGCCAUAAUGGCAGUUGGUGUCAUCAACGGAACACCUGAAGCUGUUUUUCGUACUGUCAUGGCUGUAGAUGCCUCAAGGACAGAGUGGGAUUUUUGUUUCCACAAGGGUAGCGUGGUCGAGCAACUUGAUGGGCAUACGGAUAUAGUACACGUUGAACUAUAUAAGCAUUGCCUACCUUGGGCAAUGAAGCGCCGCGACUUGCUGGUGCGACGCUACUGGAGGAGAGAAGACGAUGGCACAUAUGUGAUUCUCUACCAUUCGGUGUUCCAUAAAAAAUGUCAACGUCAAAACAGAUUUGUCCGAGCCUACGUUAAAAGUGGUGGAUACGUGAUCAUUCCUAUGAAUCGAGGCAAGAAAUGUAUUGUGAGAAACAUGCUUUCUGUUGAUUGGAGGUGUUGGAAAUCCUAUCUCAGAAAAGCUUAUUCGAGAUCUGUCACUAUAUGUAUGGUUGGAACAGUUGCAGCCUUAAGAGAAAUGUACAAAACAAAAGAAGAAGGCAAUAUAGAUAUUGAUGUGCCCGAAAUUGAGGAGGAGAUCAAAACAGAAACUGGUUGCAAAAGGGUCCAAAAUGAAACAAACGAGGUGACGCCAGGAUACAACUCCGGUACAUCCAGCAUCUCGGGAAUGAAUGAUAUAGGGGAUGAAUUUUUUGACGUUCCUGCUCCUUCGGACGACGAAGAAGGAUGGCAUUCAAAUACGAAUUCAGAUUCAUGUUAUGUGAACUCGUUCCAACCAAAAUUAUCUUCUACGGCUAACUUUGUGAAAAGGCUGCAAGAUCUUGCAGUCCCGAAAAAAGGUUACACUGGCUUGCAAUCCGUUUCUUGGGGCGAAAGUUUAUCGUGCAGUUAUGGCACAACACUUCCAAGAGAUGCAAAUCUAAAAACGCCUUGUAGCUGCGCAGAAGCAGAUCCUACCUCGUUCCUUAUCCGUGGAAAAACUUAUCUGCACGACCAAAAAAAGAUCAAGGCGAAAGGCGCUUUGAUGCAGUUGGUUGGAGCAGAUUGGAUAAAAUCUAGCAAGCGUGAGGACAAUCUCGCUGGCAGGAGUAAUGGCAUUGUCUCGAACUACGCGGCUGAGGGGAGAUCGGACUUCUUUUUUGUGAUUAAUAUACAGGUUCCGGGCACAACUACGUGCACUUUGGCCCUAUAUUAUAUGCUAAAGAUGCCCCUAAAAGAAACGCCUUUGUUGGAGUGUUUCAUCUAUGGAGACAAUGCUUUUCGAGAUUCGAGAUUCAAGCUUAUCCCAUACAUUUCAAAGGGUUCUUGGAUUGUCAGGCAGAGCGUUGGACGAAAGUCUUGUUUGGUAGGUCAAGCGCUUCAAAUGAACUAUUUUCGCGGAAAAAACUACUUGGAGCUAGGGAUCGACCUCGGGUCAUCAACAGUGGCGAAGGGUGUGGUAGGCCUCGUUCUUGGAUACCUCAACAAUCUUGUCAUAGAAAUGGCAUUUGUAAUACAGGGAGACACAGCGGAGGAGCUGCCGGAGAUUUUAGUCGGGACGUGUCGACUUAACCAUCUGGAUGCAGCAAAGGCAGUUUCUACUGAUGCAAUCGGCAGCAGCAAAAGCUAAAUGCUGCUGGUUUAAACACCAGAUAUUGAUUCAUGUAUAGAUUAUUCAUUUUUAGAGAGAAUUACUUUAGGCUUAGAUAGUUUGUCACCACUUAUUUGAUGGUGUGAGCAAUGAGUUGCAACAAUCCUGUAAACAGUGGCUGUGUGUUUUUUCAAGAAAAAAUCACUAUUGAGUUUCCUGUUUUA
Molecule: messenger RNA, 2665 nt
Organism: Salvia splendens (bonfire salvia)
Lineage: Eukaryota; Viridiplantae; Streptophyta; Magnoliopsida; Lamiales; Lamiaceae
Product: protein ENHANCED DISEASE RESISTANCE 2
Exons: 20
Coding region: 327-2480 (717 amino acids)
Molecular function (GO): lipid binding
Source: RefSeq, a predicted model, not a curated record